AUCAUAUAGGGACCUUGUUUCUUUUUAAGCAAUAAUAAUGGAAAAGAUGAAUUUUGUUAGAAAUGGAGUGAGCAGAUUGCCUCCUGGUUUUCGGUUCCAGCCGACAGAUCAAGAACUUGUGUUUCAGUACUUGAAAUGCAAGAUCUUCUGCCUUCCCUUGCCUGCUUCCAUUAUUCCUGACCUCAAUCUCUGCAACUUCGAUCCUUGGGAUUUGCCAGGUAACUCUGAUGAGGAAGAGAGGCACUUUUUCAGUCCAAAGGAAGCAAAAUAUCGAAAUGGGAAUCGCAUGAACCGAACAACCACCUCUGGAUAUUGGAAGGCAACAGGAUCAGACAAGAAAAUAACUUCUUUAAGAAACAAUGACAUCGUUGGUAUAAGAAAAACCCUUGUUUUUUACCAGGGUAAUUCCCCAAACGGCUCUAAAACUGAUUGGAUCAUGCACGAAUAUCGUCUUGUCUCUGCUUCUUCCAAGUCCGAGGAGGUCGGAGACUGGGUUCUGUGUCGAAUAUCCCUCAAGAAAACAAGUGGUGGUGACACGAGGAGGACGAGGAGUCACGUUCAGAAUAAUAAUAAUAAUAACAACGACAGGCAAGACAUGGUAGGUCAGCCAACAUUCUUUGAUUUUAUGAUGCUGCAAAACCAAAACCUCCAUGCUUCAGCAUCGUCGUCUUGUUCAAGCUCCAACGGUUAUGUAUCGGAACAUGAAGAAACAAGUGGAUAUACUGGUUUCUAGUUGAACAACACCAAAUCAGUUCUGGUUACUUCUUUUCUUUGUUUA
Messenger RNA from Neltuma alba, 778 nucleotides. RefSeq names its product NAC domain-containing protein 83-like. Gene Ontology annotation, molecular function: DNA binding. Gene Ontology annotation, biological process: regulation of DNA-templated transcription. The record is from RefSeq and is a predicted model, not a curated record. The transcript has 2 exons. NCBI's taxonomy places the organism in Eukaryota, Viridiplantae, Streptophyta, Magnoliopsida, Fabales, Fabaceae. The coding region runs from base 38 to 733 and encodes 231 amino acids.